Coprinopsis cinerea okayama7#130 is the source of this 546-nucleotide messenger RNA. RefSeq lists its product as hypothetical. Lineage: Eukaryota; Fungi; Basidiomycota; Agaricomycetes; Agaricales; Psathyrellaceae. The record is from RefSeq and is a predicted model, not a curated record. The coding region runs from base 1 to 546 and encodes 181 amino acids. The transcript has a single exon.
AUGUCCUCAACCACCGGCAGCAUCUUCGACUCUACCACCGGCACCACCUACACCGACUCCGCAAGCCUCCCACACCUAAUGAACAUAAUCUCCAAAGCCGAAGAGCACGGCGACCUCCCCGCCGUCGUCAAAAUACUCGAAAUCAUCAGUCGAGAUGAAGGUAGUAGUAUCCCGAUAGACGCGCGGCUUGCUAUUGCUGCUGCUCUCAAGUCGUAUGCGGAGUAUCUUGAGGGGCAGAAAGUCGUGCAAGUGCCCGUGCCCAAGGGUAACCUGGAUGAGGAUGAGGAUAAAGACACCUCGGAUAAAGACAAGGAUAAGCGAGCUCAGACCGUCACCGCUACCCAUGGCCAGAACGACGCCAUCCACGGCCAUCCAGGCUGGGACCCCUCCACCUUUGCCCAACUCGACCACACCUGCGAAUGGAUCCGGUGGGUGUGUUACGGGCGCGGCGUGAAUGGACCGGAAGAUCGAGAGCAGGUCGAGAUGUGGAGGCAUCAUGGGUAUUCUGGGUUGUUUGAGCCUGGAUUUCGUGUUCGGUAUUAUUGA